Myxocyprinus asiaticus (Chinese sucker) is the source of this 3303-nucleotide messenger RNA. RefSeq names its product serine/threonine-protein phosphatase 2A 55 kDa regulatory subunit B gamma isoform-like. Gene Ontology annotation, biological process: peptidyl-serine dephosphorylation. The transcript has 9 exons. NCBI's taxonomy places the organism in Eukaryota, Metazoa, Chordata, Actinopteri, Cypriniformes, Catostomidae. The record is from RefSeq and is a predicted model, not a curated record. Gene Ontology annotation, molecular function: protein phosphatase regulator activity; protein binding. The coding region runs from base 688 to 2034 and encodes 448 amino acids. Gene Ontology annotation, cellular component: protein phosphatase type 2A complex; cytosol.
GACAGGCAGGCGGCAUCCUCUCUCUCUCCCUCUUUCUCUCCCUCCCCCCUUUUUCAUCUCUCUCUUUUACUCUCUCCUUUCCCCUCGCACAGACACAGACGUACGUGUACACACACGCAUACUCCGUCACACUGCAGCAGAAGGGAGAGGACACACUGUGAAGCUGUGAGGAAGGAUCAGGCCUCUCCACUUCCCAUCUUCCUGCUCAUCCCUCCAGUAGAACACAGUCUGUCUCUGUUCUCCGCUCUCCUUCAAGGACUACCACACCAAGGGAGUGCCUGCUGUCUCUACGCUUGGACUCACUGCAGCACAACGGAUCUACCUGGAAGGCUUUCCUCUUUUUUCCCUUGUUGCUAGGCAUUGUUGGCUGAGCAUCAGGCCCUCAUACUUGUGUUUAAGUGUGUAUGCAUGUAUGUGAGUGUAUGACAGGGUCAACUGACUGAGCACACACUUGAACGUGGGACAGUUUUACAUUCCAACUGUCAUUCUUUUGGUGUGGCAUCCUUUGCGUCCUUAUCACUUGCCGCUCUUCUUCCUCCUGACAAAGGCAGACUGUAUCCCAGGAUGCUGUGCGGCAGGCUACUCUGCUAGGCCGCAGCAGCAUGGGCAAAGCACCGGGGGGGUGGGACAGCGAGGAUUGGACGGCUUUGCUCCGGACGGGCGCGCUAACACACUCCGCUGCUUCCAAUGGGUGAAGACGGAGAGAGCCCCAAAAUCAAUCAUAGCUUCCUCCGAGACUAUGUCACUGAAGCUGAUGUCAUUUCUACAGUGGAAUUUAAUCAGACGGGGGAUCUGCUGGCCACAGGGGACAAGGGAGGGAGAGUGGUCAUCUUCCAGCGAGAGACAGAGUCUAAAGAUGAACCUGAGGAGUUGGGAGAAUCAGGUGAGUAUAAUGUCUACAGUACGUUCCAGAGUCACGAGCCAGACUUUGACUAUCUGAAGAGUUUAGAAAUCGAGGAGAAGAUCAACAAAAUCUGCUGGCUGCCACAACAAAAUGCUGCCCACUUUCUCCUAUCAACCAAUGAUAAAACAAUAAAGCUAUGGAAGGUGAGUGAGAGAGACAAGCGUCCAGAGGGCUACAAUCUGAAAGACGAAGAAGGGCGAAUAAAGGACAUUUCCACCGUGACCUCAUUACGGGUGCCAGUCUUGAAACCCACUGACCUGAUGGUUGAGGUGCGGCCCAGGAGAAUCUUUGCUAACGGCCACACCUACCAUGUCAAUUCAAUCUCAGUCAAUAGCGAUGGGGAGACCUACCUGUCCGCGGAUGAUCUCAGAAUCAACAUGUGGCACUUGGACAUCACAGACAGAAGCUUCAACAUUGUGGAUAUUAAGCCAGCCAAUAUGGAGGACUUGACAGAGGUGAUAACAGCAGCGGAGUUCCAUCCACACCACUGUCACUUGUUUGUGUAUAGCAGCAGUAAGGGCACUCUACGCCUCUGUGACAUGAGAGAGUCUGCACUCUGUGACAAGCACUCCAAAAUCUUCGAGGAGCCAGAGGACCCAGGCAAUCGUUCUUUCUUCUCUGAGAUCAUCUCAUCGGUUUCUGAUGUCAAGUUCAGCCAUAGUGGACGAUAUCUCCUCACCAGAGACUACUUGACUGUCAAGGUUUGGGACCUCCAUAUGGAGAAGGGCCCAUUGGAGACCUAUCAGGUUCAUGAGUACCUAAGAAGUAAACUUUGCUCCCUGUAUGAAAACGACUGCAUCUUUGACAAGUUUGAGUGUGUCUGGAAUAGUACAGACAGUGUAAUCAUGACGGGAGCGUAUAACAGUUUUUUCCGGAUGUUUGAUCGAGAGACCGGUCGUGGUGUGACCCUCGAGGCGUGGCGUGAGAGCAGUAAACCGCGAGCCGUGCUGAGGACUCGCCGCAUUUACACCGGGGGGCGUCGGCGCCGGGGCGAUGUGGGUGUUGACAGUCUGGACUUCAGUAAAAAAAUUCUGCACAUGGCUUGGCACCCGGCCGAAAACAUCAUCGCCAUAGCAGCCACUAACAACCUCUAUAUCUUUCAGGACAGGGUCAACGCAGAAAACCAGUGACAUAAGAACUCACUAAGGUGAAGCAAUGGUGAUCUUCACAGGGCCACAACACAAGAAAAACAAAAACAUUUGAAUAAAACACACACAUAUAUGCACUCAAAUUCAUCCUUUAAAAACAUCAUUUACAAAACAUACGUAUUAUUGGCCCUGUGGAGAUGGAAAUAGUUGCCAAACUCCUGUAGUACACAUAUGGACUUUACAGUUAAGCCAUUCCAACAGAAGAGAACUGCACAGGUGGAGGAGCAUUUAUGUAUAACCAACAACUCUCUGGUUUAUUACACCGCAAAGAAUGAUGCAAAUUAGCUAUGGUACAUGGAAUUUUUAAUUGACUGCACAGUUAGCCAAUCCUGGACUCCUUUGAAAAGUGAUUGAUGGUGUUGUCAACCAAUCCCAGAAUGCGCUGAUCUGUGACUGACAGCUUACAGGAAUAAGGGGUGGUGACUUUGGGCUGAAGACCAAGGAAAAGACAGCUCCACUCCUCCAUGCCAAGUUGCCAUGGAAACAGGAUACUCAGCUGUCAUGGUAACAAGAGUGCUCUGAGCAGUCUUCCUAUCACGUGCUUCCCAAACACCUAUCCCACAAUGCAUCUGCUACACGAGCACUCAUUUUUCUUCACAUUGCAUUAAUCAUUUGUGGAGACGCGGAUGCCUAGAAGACCGAAUCACUUUACUACACUUGAAGGAGGUUCAGAUUCCAGUAUUUAUAUGGAAUAUACACAGAUCUGAUGGAUACUCCUUCAGGAAACUCACUACUUCAUCAAAAAACAGUUUUAACUGGAUUACACCUUGCAAUGUGUAACAUCUAGACCUGUGUGGAAAGAAAGAAAUUUUGCAAUCAAAAACUCUUUAUUUUGAUUGUACUGAUCCCUCAAAGUUCAAUCAUGUAAAGAAAAUAAGUGGGAAAAAUUUGUGACACAUAGCAGAAACAAUGAGACAUACAAAAUACUGCAAAACAUGGAAAAUCAGUUGGUAUAUUUACAGUACAUUUUUAAAGGUGAACAUAAAUUGUUUUGUUUCACUGGUAGAUUCAACAGUGGUCUUGGACCUUAUGCUGAUGAUUAUCGGCAUGGAUGUAGCAUCAUGCAAAACCAAAAGUUAUCAGUUACCAGAUGCUUUUAUAGGUGUAUUUGUCACCUGUGUUUCAUUUAUUAAAGGUAUAGUUCACCCAAAAAUAAAAAUUCUCUCAAUUACUCACCCUCAUGCCAUCCAAGAUGUGUAUGACUUUCUUCUGCUGAACGUAAACGAAGAUUUUUAGAAGAAUAUUUCAGCU